UCCAAAAGGGCUGCUGUCUUCGUGCUGAUCCUUGAUAUAUGGAACUGAUAUUGGUGGUCUACGGGUAGAGGACAGGCCACAUUUCUUAUCGUUUUCAUUUCGUUGUGCCUUUUUGAAUGGUGACUCAGCCCAAAGAUGACAUAAUUGCUAAGGUGAUCUUGGAUAAAUGAGACAUGUUUCCCGCUUAAAUCUUUUGUGCGAUCGAGAAUAUGAGCUAUGUUCAAAAGUAGAGUUGGAUGAUCUCUGGAUGUUCAAUCUUGGCAUCUCGCAGAGCAAGAAAUUAAACGCUGUCCUGAGAAAGCUGAUCAAUUGCUCAUUGAUUUGGAUCUUGUCCUCUUACUGUUAUUGCCUAGAUGCUCGUUUAGAGGUUGCAUUCUCCUAACUUCUAUGCGCUGGUCUGAUGGGGUUUAUACUAAUUUUCAAAAUUUCCCUCCUUCUUUUGCUGUGAUUCGGCCUUAUGCUUAAAGGCUUCACCUGCUUCCGUUUUCUUCAUGAAAGCAUAGCAGCAUUCAGGGGCUUUCCUUGCCUUCACAUCCACCACGAAUCCAUCAGUCAUCCACUUAAGAAGGAAUGGGUUUUAUGCCAACCGUCCGCCAUUACCUCGCUUUUAGACCACUGCACCACCAUGGAAGAAUUGAAGCAAAUCCAUGCUCAAAUGAUUACCACAGGCAUGAUUCAGGAAACUUUCUUUGCAAGCAGGCUACUUGCUUUCUGCACUGUACCUUCUUCUGGUCGAUUAGACUACGCGUCUUGUGUGUUCGGCCAAAUUCCCCAUCCGAACUUGUUCAUGUGGAAUUCCAUGAUCAGGGCCUGUGCUCAUAGUCGUCUAACCAAGAUGGCAUUUUCACUGUAUAAUCAGAUGCUCGAUAGGGGGUUUUCUCCUGACAAGUAUACUUUUCCCUUCUUGAUCAAGGCCUCAAUUCAUAAUUCCUCAAUAGAACAAGGGACGAUGAUUCAUGGCCAGAUUAUCAAGCUUGGCUUUGAACGCGAUGCAUUUGUUAUGUCAGCAAUCAUCAAGUUUUAUUUUCUGAGCGGGAGAAUCGAGACUGCACGACAACUGUUUGAUGAGUCUCCUGAAAGAGAUAUUGUACUAUGGACUACCAUGGUUGCUGCGUAUGCUCACUUGGGUGAUUCUGAAGAAGCAUUAAAGCUUUUUGAUCAAAUGCAAGUAUCUGGAGUCAUUCCCAACAAGGUCACUGUGGUGAGCCUUUUAUCUGCUUGUGCUCGGUUCCAUGCUCUCGGUAGAGGUCAAUGGUUGCACUCUUUUAUUAAGGAUAAUAAGAUUGAGUGUGAUGUGCUUGUGGGAAACGCCCUUGUCAACAUGUAUACAAAAUGUGGGGAUCUACAAAAUGCUGGUCAAGUAUUCAAUAACAUGAAAACAAAGAAUACUGUUUCAUGGAAUGUACUGAUUGGAGGAUUCGUGCACAAUAAUUUGCCUGCAGAAGCACUCGCUUUAUUUCAGAAGAUGAAACAGAACGGCAUGAAGCCAAGUGAAGUCACAAUGGUUAAUUUGUUAUCAGCUUGUGCACGGUUAGGUGAUCUUGAAGAAGGAAAGAAUCUUCACUCUUAUGUCAAUGAUCAUAACAUCAAUUGGGACACUUUUGUGGGUAAUGCACUGAUCAACAUGUAUGCAAAAUGUGGAGAUAUGAAUAGUGCAGCCCAAGUUUUUCAUACAAUCCCCACAUCUGAAAAAGAUGUGGUCACAUGGACUACUAUGAUUACAGGCUACGUUCAAGGGAACUGCUUCAAGGAAGCACUUUCCCUUUUCCGCAUUAUGCAAACCUCUAGAGUAUCACCAAAUGCAGUGACACUGGUAAGCUUGCUUUCUGCUUGUGCACAGUUGGGAGCACUGGAGCAGGGCAAGUGGAUCCAUGCAUACAUUGGCGAAAAGCUGGUGAAGUCAGAUGUGUUUUUGGGUAAUGCAUUAGUUGACAUGUACUCAAAAUGUGGCUGUAUAGAGAAAGCAGUGCAGAUCUUUCAUAACAUGCCUAAGAAAGAUAUUUUUUCGUGGAAUUCUGUGAUUGGUGGUCUUGCAGUUAAUGGAUAUGGAAGAGAAGCCUUGGCCAUUUUUGGUCAAUUGCUUGGGGAGAGCGACAUUUUCCCCGACCAUGUAACUCUUACGGCUGUUCUUUGUGCUUGCUCUCACGCUGGCAUGGUCAGUGAGGGGAUGGAUCAUUUCAGUAACAUGAAAAAUCUGUACAACAUAUCUCCCACAAUCGAGCACUAUGGGUGCAUGGUAGACCUUCUGGGCAGGGCUGGCCUCUUAAAAGAAGCAAUGUCCUUCACUGAAAAAAUGCCGUUCAAGCCUAAUUCAAUUAUAUAUGGAUCUCUCCUGUCAGCAUGUCGUGUUCAUCAUGAACUGGAACUUGGUGAAUUAAUUGCAGAAGAAAUUUUGAUGCUAGCUCCCAAUGACGAUGGGGCAUAUAUCCUCCUCUCCAACAUGUACUCUGAGGCAGGUAAAUGGAACAAGGUCAGGAGAGUUAGAGGAAAGAUGGGCUCCAAGGGCAUCGACAAGGCACCUGGAUGCAGUCUGGUUGAGGUUAAUGGCAUUGUUCAUGAGUUUCUGGCAGGAGAUACUUCACAUCCACAAUGUGGUGAAAUAUAUUUGAACCUGAUGCAUCUCAAUUCCCUGAUUCGUCAUGCUUCUGAUCUUGCGUGAGUGUCGAGUUCAACAAUAGUCAAUUGCAAAUAUGUUUUUACCACCAUCAUUUUGUGCGUCAUAGAUGUUUCUCAAAGGUAAAGCUCAUAUGCACUCCUGCAAAAUCGUUCAAGCUGCAUCCGGCUCGUUACUGGUAUGCUUUUAAGACCUCUGCAAAAAUGUAACUGCUACGCCUCAAUGAUGGUCACAGCUUACAGAUGGUAUCAUCAUUUCAUGCUUUGGUGGAGCCCUUGAGGCUAUUUCAAGGCAAUUUUCAACAGACUGAAGGUUUUCUGAGCAUAGUUGAGUGGCAUUGUAAAAAGAAAUCCAACAGUCCAUUAUGAUCAGCUAUCGUGAUCAUAUGUAAAGUUUCACUUGCAUGGAUGAUACAGGGUAUAUAGAAAACCAUAUUAUUGUCAUAUUUUGGCCAAGCCAAGGGAAAACCCAGCUUUAACCUGCUAUGAUCAGAAUGAGGUGAGCUUCUGAAACAAGGUCUGUGAGGUCUAUCAUACCACCAGUGGUCUGCCAGAUUCACCCUGUGAAGAAAGAUUCAUAAUUGUACCAAACUCUUAAAGUCCUUCAGCUUGGGUACUGUAAGCUGGCCCACCUAGCUUGGUGUAUGGAACCUGGGCGCUGUCACUGUCAUAAUUGAGUGGCAUGAUUCAACCAUCUCCAGCAUCGCAACCAAAACCAAAAGUUAAUUUCAGGACCAAAAAAAAGGUUCAUGCAUCACUAACAUGUGCACGCCACAGACAAGAACCAUGGUUUCCCACAUGUAGUGCUUCUGUCAGCAGUAUUAUUGAUGAUGUUGGCAAUCAUCCAGUUGAUAUUGAUGUUCCUAUUCUGAAAGAACGGUUCAAGCAAUUUAAGCUUUGUGAUCUCUGAGUUCAUUUCUUCAGUAAAACUCUAGGGAUCGAUUGUUCAACAUCCACAACCUUCGGUUGGUUCCUUACAUUUCUUUUUGCCCCCAAUAUCGGAAAUCUUUGUCGGCAUUUAAUAUUCAUUUUUCAUUGCCAAAGGCUAAGAUUUGCUGUGCA
Messenger RNA from Nymphaea colorata (pocket water lily), 3675 nucleotides. Its product is annotated as pentatricopeptide repeat-containing protein At3g22690-like. The transcript has a single exon. Gene Ontology annotation, biological process: RNA modification. Gene Ontology annotation, molecular function: protein binding; RNA binding. The coding region runs from base 458 to 2659 and encodes 733 amino acids. NCBI's taxonomy places the organism in Eukaryota, Viridiplantae, Streptophyta, Magnoliopsida, Nymphaeales, Nymphaeaceae. The record is from RefSeq and is a predicted model, not a curated record.